AGUGUCAUCGAAUCGAUUUCUUUCUAACGAUUUGUUUGAGUCCAAUUUCGAUUUGUUUGUACCUGUGGUAAGAAACAUUUAUUUCUGUAUGAGUGACACUGUGCACUGGCCGUGUGAAUACUUGGCGAACAUUUCAAACCGUUUUUACCGCACGGGGAUUUUGCACACACGUCAACAUAUCCAUCUGGUUCGGUAACUCUUUUUAGAGGCCCAACUGACGUUUCGUUGGAGGUGUCUUCACCAAACAGAGACAACUGUCGUUUCAGGUGUUUUUAACAUUGAGAGACAAGAUGGUGAAGCUGCUAUUUCUGACGAGUUUGGUUUGCGUGUAUGCCAUGGAGUAUUGCCAACCCGGUCAUCAAGAACUCUUCGGCACUUCUUGCUACGAGUUGCUCACCGGUACGAAGACUUGGCAAGAUACUCGAGACGAGUGCUCGGCCAUGGGGGGUAAAAUGGCCGUCCCAGACACCCCGGAAGAGCAUGCGGGUAUCUGGAAGAUGUUCACGGAAAAGAUCGCUGUCACCUCAGAAGGAGAACUGUGGAUCGGCUGCGAAGAGAAUAAGACAGAUGGAAGGUGGGUCCAGGCUGGUUUGGGAGACUACGAAUGUGUUAACCUUCAAUGGGCUUCAAAACAACCUAGCAAUCAUGCUAAGGAACAUUGUCUAGAGAUGAGGGGCCAAUUCGACGGGAAAUUAAAUGACCGACAAUGCGACGAACCUAACUACGGGAUGUGUGAGUUUAAUGUCAUUACCGGUACCACCACACUGCCGCACCGUGCGUCUGCGAGCCCCGUGCUAUUCUGCUUGGAAGCUGAUGACGACGGCUACUUUAAGUCCCCCCGUGCCUAA
Molecule: messenger RNA, 848 nt
Organism: Asterias rubens (European starfish)
Lineage: Eukaryota; Metazoa; Echinodermata; Asteroidea; Forcipulatida; Asteriidae
Product: tetranectin-like
Exons: 1
Coding region: 291-848 (185 amino acids)
Biological process (GO): biological process involved in interspecies interaction between organisms
Cellular component (GO): external side of plasma membrane
Molecular function (GO): carbohydrate binding
Source: RefSeq, a predicted model, not a curated record